Messenger RNA from Saccharomyces paradoxus, 270 nucleotides. It is a transcript of the gene SEM1, whose product is annotated as proteasome regulatory particle lid subunit SEM1. Gene Ontology annotation, biological process: mRNA export from nucleus; double-strand break repair via homologous recombination; proteasome assembly. Bases 1 to 270 code for a protein of 89 amino acids. The transcript has a single exon. Gene Ontology annotation, cellular component: proteasome complex; proteasome regulatory particle, lid subcomplex. The record is from RefSeq and is a predicted model, not a curated record. Lineage: Eukaryota; Fungi; Ascomycota; Saccharomycetes; Saccharomycetales; Saccharomycetaceae.
AUGAGUACUGACGUUGCUGCUGCGCAAGCUCAAAGUAAAAUAGAUUCAACAAAAAAAAAGAAUGAGGAAAUAAAUAAGAAGUCGCUGGAGGAAGACGAUGAAUUUGAAGAUUUUCCUAUUGACACAUGGGCCAAUGGUGAAACAAUAAAAAGCAAUAGUGUAACGCAGACAAACAUAUGGGAAGAAAACUGGGACGAUGUUGAAGUUGAUGACGAUUUCACCAAUGAAUUGAAGGCCGAACUAGAUAGAUAUAAACGAGAAAAUCAGUGA